Messenger RNA from Drosophila eugracilis, 877 nucleotides. RefSeq lists its product as uncharacterized. The record is from RefSeq and is a predicted model, not a curated record. Lineage: Eukaryota; Metazoa; Arthropoda; Insecta; Diptera; Drosophilidae.
UUCAGGCAGUUUGAACACAUUCAACAUACACACACACACGUAGUCUAUAAACAAAAUGGAAAACAAAGUUCAACCGUUGUUGGAACCCAAAUCAGAAGCCAACAGAUUUCUUUGCAAAAUGGAACAUGAGGAGCCCCAUCUGACGCAACAGCUCAAGAAGCACUACGAGCUGGAGGCGGAGGUUUUGGGACUCCUUGUGAGUCUAGAGAAACAAUAUGGGGAAUACUAUGAUCGGUAUCAGUGCGAAAUGAUUGCCCAGAGGACACUCAUCGAACGGAUCUGGCUGCUGACCCAGCGCUAUCUGAUCCUGAUCAGUUCUGAACAGAGCUGUCGGUAUCCCGAGGUUUAUACCUUAUCCACAGAGGAGGCGAUUAUCAAUGAGUACGAGGAGAAACUAGAGGUAGUGCGAGCCUCCAACAAUACCUUGAAGAAUUCCUUGAUGGAAAUAAAUCAGACUUGCAAAAAGUUCUAUGCUGCCUACGAUCAACUGGACAAGACCCAGGAGACCCCGUUCAUCAUGGGCGAUAGCCUUCAUAGGAGCAUCAAGUACCACAAGAUUAUGGCCGUCGAUAUAUUCAACUAUUUGUACGCAACGGUCCUGAAACUGAAGUGCUACAUGCACCAGCUGGAUCCGGUGAAUCUGGAGAGUGUCGAGGACUACCGCGAGUUGCUCCAAAACGAAUCCCUGAUGGAAGAGUUCGACGAGUAUCUGAAGGGUCACUUCGUCUACUGCAAGUGCCUAAAACCUAUUCAAACUUGCCCUAUUCUGAAGCUAAAGUGUUCCCACAAAAACCUAGUAAAUUUAAAGUACGUCAGUCGCGCUUAAUUAAGUCAAAACAUUUAGUGAGACAAUAAAUGGAAGCCGUCUAAUAUAAAA